GCGAGCGAGUCGCGCCAGCGUACCCCGGUACCAUUCUCCUCUCGAAGCGCGGCUCGUCUCUUAGCUUGCCUGACGAUGCUUUGAGAGAACCGACAGGCGAAUGAUCAGCAGCAGUGGCGGAUUACGAAAAUACCCCUGCUCGAGGCAGAAAUUACGUGGCAUGCUUUGUGAAAAUAGAAAAGAAGAAGGAAGAGCUGAAGAAUCAGAACUUCUGAUUCCAGGAUAUCCUGAAUUUGUUUCAAUCCGCACAUUUCUGCUGUUAGAUCAACCGGAUUGCAACGAGAUGUGCUUACCACUGCCUAGUUGAGAAGCUUAACCAUAUUUCUCUACUAUUGGCUGACAAGAGGACCCUGUAACAACAUUGAGCAACAUUGAGCAACAACAUAUUACAUUUCUCCUGACCAAGAAUUACUGGUGGAAAUAAUGCUGGUGAAACAGUACCGUUGUGUACACUCAUCAACAUGCUCAUGCACAAAAGGUCAUCUCAGUGAGGAUGUAAUUUUCCUCAUUUUUCAACAACUGAAUUGGAACCCAAGGUUGAUUGCUACUCUUUCUUGUGUUUGCAAAUGGUUUGAUGACAUUGCUAAGCGCAUACUAUGGAAAGAGUUCUGCCGGACCAGGGCCCCAAAGAUGAUGCUUGAUCUGCAGUCCAGUGGAAGCCACAGCGUGGAUGGGAACUGGAAGGCACUCGGGAAGCUGCUCAUUUACUGCUCUGGGUGCAGCAAGGGAGGCCUUUUUAACAAUGUUCAAAUUCCCAGCCAUUUUGUUUAUAGGACGCGGUUUUCAAGGACGUCAGGGAAGAGUUUUCUUAUACCUCAAUGCAGGACAGAUGUGUUGUAUGUUUCGGACCCUUGUGAGCAUCUCGAUCAGGGGGAGGAGGGCGACCUAGGAUUUUUCCGUGGGGUUUUUAAGUCGUUCUCAGUUUCAAGGGUUCGUAAGAUGCUGAUUGACCAGGAGGCAAAGCUCCACCCCACGGAGGUCUGCCCGUAUUGCAAGGCGAAGCUGUGGAGCAUGCUCCAGGCAAAGAUGAUACCGAGGAGUGCCUGCAACAGAUUGGGUUCCUACGAGGAUUGCAUUGAGUACUAUGUGUGUCUGAAUGGACAUAUGCUCGGGAUCUGCACUCUCUUGCCCCUGUCUGAUUCAGAGGAGGCAUCUGAGUUGGAGUGAUGCUUGAAAGCAGAUUUAGGUUGUUGUCUGUUAUAAGUUCAAGAUUUUUUGUUCUCUCAAUGGAUCUUAUUGGGACUUGGAGGGUGAGUCAAAACUGCAACAGAGAUCUUCUUUUGUCUUCCGUUUUAAUGGCGCAUCAAUCAAAUCCAGCCGUCAUGUUUCCUGUGUGAGGGUAUAGAGGAAUCACUCUUUGGUCAUGCAACCUUAGGGUAAGCUGCUCUUCAAUCUUUUCUCAUUCUACUUACCUUAUUUGGCCACAAUCAAGUAUUUAUAUGGUGUAUUAUUGUAUGCAUGUGUUCAUCUACAGUUGUGUAUGUUGCCAAAUGCCAUCUUAUUCUAGGUACUAGUAUUGACCAGCUAUUGUUUAUCCUUAAGAAUUUAUUCUGUUGGAUCCAUCCGGAAAUGCUUAUCUUUUUAGGACUGGACCAUCAUUUGAAUGAUAGUGACUAUCCUCAGUA
Magnolia sinica is the source of this 1625-nucleotide messenger RNA. RefSeq names its product EID1-like F-box protein 2. Gene Ontology annotation, molecular function: protein binding. The coding region runs from base 424 to 1167 and encodes 247 amino acids. The record is from RefSeq and is a predicted model, not a curated record. Lineage: Eukaryota; Viridiplantae; Streptophyta; Magnoliopsida; Magnoliales; Magnoliaceae. The transcript has 5 exons.